Lemur catta (Ring-tailed lemur) is the source of this 948-nucleotide messenger RNA. RefSeq names its product neurabin-1-like. Gene Ontology annotation, biological process: neuron projection development; calcium-mediated signaling; actin filament organization. The record is from RefSeq and is a predicted model, not a curated record. Lineage: Eukaryota; Metazoa; Chordata; Mammalia; Primates; Lemuridae. Bases 79 to 933 code for a protein of 284 amino acids. Gene Ontology annotation, cellular component: cytoplasm; postsynaptic density; actin cytoskeleton. The transcript has 6 exons. Gene Ontology annotation, molecular function: actin filament binding.
GCCGUGGCAGGAGCCGCUGCUGCUCUCCCUGCCAGGGACGUGGCCAUUGAAGUCUUUGAGCUGCCUGAGAGUGAGGACAUGUUUUCCCCAACCGACCUGGACACCGCCAGGCUCAGUCACAAGUUCAAGGAGUUGCAGAUCAAACAUGCAGUUACCGAAGCAGAGGUUCACAAACUGAAGACCAAGCUAAAAUCCGCAGAAAACGAGAAAAUGAUGUGGGAACUAGAAAAAGCCGAGCUGCAGCGGAACAUCGACCAAAACAAAGAAAAAAUGCUGAGUCUGGAGGCCUAUUGGAUUGAGGCUCAAACAUUAUGCCACACUGUCAAUGAGCAUCUCAAAGAGACUCAAAACCAGUAUCAAGCCUUGGAGAAGAAAUACAACAAGGCAAAGAAACUGAUCAAGGAUUUCCAACAAAAAGAAAUUGAUUUCCUCAAGAGACAGGAAAUCGAAAGGAGGAGAUUAGAAGAUCUGGAAAACGCCCAUCUUGUGGAAGUUCAAGCCCUACAAAGGCGGAUCAGAGAUAUGGAAGGUGAGUUGGUCAGGCUACUGAAGCCAGGUGAAGCUAACAACAACAUCUUUGAGAGAAGCACACCUCUUGGUGAAGUCUCUGAAGCCGAUACCAUGGAGAAUUUGGCUGUCGAGCAAACAUCUUGUCAAGAUGUCCUAACCCAAGACUUAACUGAAGCAGUCCCGGAGACAGAGCACCUAGAUUCAGUAGCGCUGAAAACUCAUGCCGAGCUCUCUGUGAGGAGCAAAUGCCCACAGCCCACUAGGCCCAGACUCUAUGACAGUGUCAGUUCCACAGAUGGGGAGGACAGUCUAGAGCUCAAGGUGAGUACUCCUGACCGUUUUCUGACUCAUGGUGUUGGCCUGUAUCAUUGUUCCUACAGCUUAUUGAAGAUGAUUUUUCUGCAGCCAGAGUCUAUGCCCUAGUUGGAAACAGCUGGA